CCUUCUCUCUGCACUAUCACUUCAACUCCCACAAAACUUCCUACAUUUCUCUAACUCUUUCAAAUUGUACUAUAACAACAAUGGACUCUGUCUUGCUUAAGGAGGAGUGGGAGUAUAAUUCCCUGACCAAGAUGUUCUCCGGUGACGACGAAGAAGCAGACUGCAUGCUGCAUUUCAUGCAAAAUUUUGGGACUCCAUCAGAUUUUUUGUCCACUGGUGAAGCUACUCGAAAUGUAGCAGUGUUUGAAGAGGAUGCACUUUUUUAUUCUUCUGAAAAUGCUAACUCUAAUUUUUAUCUUUCUCAAGAUAUAACAGAUAGCAGGACUAGUGCUACUAAUUUUAGUACUGGUAGUGUUGGUUUUCCUAAUUAUUUUUCCAACAUUAGCUAUUUAACCCCGGAAAUGAUGAAUGAGAUGAUGCCUCACGAGUUUGUUGCUCAUGAUGAACGAGAUUAUAACAUGAAUGCGCUAGGGGAUGUCGUGCAAGACAAUGCAAUGUGCUUGAAAGAAGAGAUUGCAGAUGGUAGGAGUACUGAUUUAGUGAGCAUCAAGAGGAAGUUUGAAGAUCCAGAGCUCUCUGAAGCUGUCAAAGAGAACAGAGUCAAUGCUGCAGCAUCGUCUGAUCAAAAUCCGAAGAAAAAAACUCGGGUUCCAAGAGAUACCGUGAAAAGCAAGAAGAAUCUACAAGGCAAGAAGAAUCAGCAGGCCGUUCAAAUCAAUAAGAACGACGCAGAGAGUCCAAGAGCGAUUAUCAGCUCGCGAUCCGGUAGUUGCAUCUCAGAGGAUGAUUCCAGCGGUUCUCAAGAGCCUAUUGGAGGAUCAGACGCCAAAGAUUCUGCUCUUAACUCCAGCGGUAAAGCCAGAGCCGGAAGAGGCGCUGCUACUGACCCUCAGAGUCUUUACGCAAGGAAAAGAAGAGAGAGAAUUAACGAGAGACUGAGAACCCUACAGCACCUUGUUCCAAAUGGUACAAAGGUUGACAUUAGCACUAUGCUUGAAGAGGCAGUACAGUAUGUCAAGUUUUUGCAGCUUCAAAUUAAGCUGCUGAGUUCUGAUGAGACAUGGAUGUAUGCUCCGAUUGCUUACAAUGGGAUGGACAUGGGUCUCUACCAGAACAUUUCUCCGUGAAGUUGAAUAUCACACAUGGCUGCCUAUUCAUUUAUUUGAUUAUUAUUGUAACCAGAAACAAGAGAAACCUAUAAUAAUGAAACGUGAUUAUUCUUUAAUUUAUGACUUGUAGUAGUCAACAUUCAAUGAUUAUUAUUGCACUUAAAAAUUUCAUUUGUG
Messenger RNA from Daucus carota subsp. sativus, 1286 nucleotides. RefSeq names its product transcription factor RSL2. Gene Ontology annotation, molecular function: protein dimerization activity; RNA polymerase II cis-regulatory region sequence-specific DNA binding; DNA-binding transcription factor activity, RNA polymerase II-specific. Bases 81 to 1127 code for a protein of 348 amino acids. Gene Ontology annotation, cellular component: nucleus. Gene Ontology annotation, biological process: regulation of transcription by RNA polymerase II. The transcript has 4 exons. NCBI's taxonomy places the organism in Eukaryota, Viridiplantae, Streptophyta, Magnoliopsida, Apiales, Apiaceae. The record is from RefSeq and is a predicted model, not a curated record.